This is a messenger RNA of Archocentrus centrarchus (flier cichlid), 6443 nucleotides long. RefSeq names its product quattro b (gene quob). Gene Ontology annotation, molecular function: guanyl-nucleotide exchange factor activity. Lineage: Eukaryota; Metazoa; Chordata; Actinopteri; Cichliformes; Cichlidae. The transcript has 24 exons. Bases 320 to 5887 code for a protein of 1855 amino acids. The record is from RefSeq and is a predicted model, not a curated record.
CAAACACUCGGAGUAGCCGGAGAAGCGAAAGAGACUUAAAAGAGGAGCUAAAGAAUCAACAGGCAGUUCAACAGUUUGCAUCUCUCUGUGCCGCACACUCAGACUUGUGGAAAGUCUGUGAAGAAUGGAACUGACUUUACUUACUUUUCAAACAAGCCAACUCACUGUCAUGUGGAUGUACUUCAGCCAACUUCUGCUGCUGAUGAACUAAACAUGGCAAGUCUUUCUGCACAAAGCCAAAGGAGGCUGUCUGGAGAGGAUUACCAAGACCAAAAAAUGAAAAAACUUUCUGCCUUGUAGAGGAGAAGCUCUUGCAAACAUGAACCCAGAGUCUCUGGACUUGUCCAUCCAGAGCGUGCUGUCGGCCCUCUUCCCACCCUUUGAGGCCACGGCGCCCAUCGUCCUCAGCCAGCUGUUUCGCACUAUUGAGGAACGUUAUCACGGUGAUGCUCUGCAGUGUUUACUAGACUUCCUCAUUCCCUCCAAACAUGUACUGGAAAGUGUCCAACAGGCAGCAUGUGCUGGAUACUCUGAUGUGGUUUUCCGCUGUGAGGGUUGGCCUCUGUGUCUCCAUGACAAAACCGUCAUCCAGUUAGCGCCCAUUAACCCCUUGCUGUUACGUCCUGGAGACUUCUAUCUUCAAGUGGAACCUUUUGGGGAACAAGCGGCACGCAUCGUCCUCAAAUGUCUUCUGGAGGAAGGAUGUCGAGAAGUGGAGGAGACCCCCAUCCCUGAAACUUCUUAUCCCUGCAUCUUCACUGAAGACUGGCUGCGGGACAUCAACGAAGGGCGCGACGGGACUCCUCUGUCACGGUGUUUGCUUUCCACAGACCAAGGAGUUAUUAAGCUGCCUUGGGCCAAAAUUGCCAUCCCAGAGUUUUUAGACAAGCCUAAGACCAUGCCUACCUGUCAGGAAGCUCUUCCUGAGCCAAAGCAGAUUUCAGUUCCUGUCCAUUUUAACUCCUCCACCCUACCUGUGGAAGCCACAGUUCUUUCAGCAAAUGACAGGAUGUCAGCAUCCUUAAGACCUGCAGCCUGCACUUCCAAACUUGUCAAAAUGCAAGAUAAAAGAGGAGCCCCGAAAUCCUGCUCCAAGCCAUUAAUCAAGCCUGUGGGUUGGGUUUCUCCUAAUACCUGGGACAGUCAUAACUAUCAAGAGAUUGCAGGAGAUUAUGUAGACCUGGUGGAUAUCGACAAAGGAAAAGAGCUUGUGGAUAAACAGAGAGACAAGCUUCCAAAUCCAACUAAUUCAGUUUUGUUUCAACCUGUCAGACCACCCCCACCUGUACCGCUUGGGAACAGUGUUCCCUGCGGAUGCACCCUUCAGUAUACAGGGGAGCAUUGUACACCACGCAGCCAGGGAAAGCAGGGGCAGCAGCUUACUGAUGAAGACUUGAAGUGCAGGUACAGAGAUUCUUAUGUGGCAGCACUAACAAAUCCAGUCACUUUUGAGAAAGGUAGUGUAGACCUCCUGGCUGCCUUGGAGGAGGUUGGCCUGACUGAAGAUGGGGAGUUAAAAUCUAAGGCUAAAUUUGGUGGUCAAAAAGUAGGAAACUACUGCAACCACUCUAAGGAAGUGUUUAGUAAUGAGCCCUUCCCUUGCAAACAAUGCUGUGAGCCUCACCUUCCUACUAAAUCUGAGCCAGAAAGCCUCAUGAAGGAGUCGCCCAUUAUUUUGAAAUCAACCCCUGGUUUAAGCCAUAGUCAGAGAGUUCAGACAAAACUUAUUUGCCACCAAUCGGGACAUAGUGCUUUUGUGCAUCCAGUAUCAGAUGUGUCCUCGGGGACCCCUGAUGGCGACGUGGAACAAAACCAGAAGGGGAAGGAUGUGAGACCAUCGGGCAAACACAAAAUUAAAGUGAGGUCUUUGUCCACUGUCUCAGAGACUCCUAUUGGGAGGCCACUUCUCUAUAAGCUCAACAACAGGAGCCAUAGUGAUAUUUGCCCUGAAACAGUCACAAACUUAAUGCACUAUAAAAGAGAAGUACAACUUGAGGAGACUCUGAAGCUGGAAACAGAGAAGGGCCUGAAAAAAGAUUCCCAACCAAGCAGAAGUGAAACUUUGUCCACGACAGAGGGACCAGGCUCUAAACUCCACAAUUUAAAGACAGAAAAACCAUCCUCUCCACAAGCCCAGCUUCUUUCAGCAGGUUCUGACACUCAGGAUCCUCCACAAACUGAAGAGUCUAGUUUCAAAAGGAUCAGCGGUCUGCUUGAACUGGGCAUCAUGAGUUUACCAGGCAGCAGGGACAGGACUGGCAGGGCGGUGUUGGAGGUCCAUGGUGAUAGGACGGAGUGGAUGUCCCCUUUAGUGUCAGCACAGAGCGUUUGUGAAUUACUGCUCUACUUACAUUCCAUACCGAGGAAAGAUGUUCGAGAGCUGGGAAUGACUUUGGUCAUCAAUGCCAAGAAGAAGCCGCCCCCUCUUCACCUCUACAAGGCUCUAUUGAUGGCCCAGGAGCAAGCUCUCCAUGCUGUCCACAGUAUUGUCAUGCUAAUGGAUAAAGACACUUGUCCACGACCUGAGAAACACCCUGGUCUGCAGAUGGAUUUGGUGACCACUAUGAAAGCCCUAAACAAGACAGUGGAAGCUUCCCAGCUAACCUCUGACUUUGGAGGUACCUUCACUUACAGUCACUCUGAGUGGCUGCAGUUCCAUCAGAGACUCGUUUCAUUUAUGACUGACCUGCGAGGAGCUGACAGUUUGUUGCAAAAGGCCAUUAAGAGGGUGGAUAAGAGAAGCCAAAUGGACACAGCUCAGGAAGUGCAACAAUGCAUUCAGGAACAGAAGGUUUUAAUGAAAGAGGUGCUGGAAGAGGCGAGACUGGUGACUUUGCAAAGGGAAGGAGGGGCUUUUCUGGCCAGGAUGAAGAAAGAGGAGUUCAGAUUUCCACAGUCUGAGGACUACAGAGAUGCUUUGGAGUCGGUGACAAGUCUCUAUAACCAAGUGGAGGAGAAGCUUCACACACUGGUGAUGAGAUCUAACGUGUCACUUCAACAGCUGGAGUUCCUUUUCCGGCUAAGAGAGAUGGAGGCCAAAAUCAGCAUGGCUGGGAUGUGGUUCAGCACAGAAGGUGAACAGAGACUGAAGGACUCUUACCCAACAGAUGAUACCCUGGUGUGCACUGAAAAGGCCUUGCAGGACUUUCAUGUAUUUCUUUCUCAGUCUAAGGAAAAACAACAGAACGCCUUGAUCCUUGUGAGGGAGGCAGAGGGGAUUUUUGGGUCCAGCGAUAGCAGCAUUGCAAAAGAUAUUUUUCAAACUCUCAUCAGCACUUUCAGAUCCAAUGUAGAAGACUUCAUAUUGCGUGCAGAACAGCUAUACAAAGAACUGGACGCACUUGUGCACGUGUACACCUUCUGUGAAAAGGCAUCUGCCCUGGUCAAAGAUUGCAGUCAUUUUUUGGAACAGGUAGAGCAGGGGCGUUACUCAGCUCAGAGCCUAAAUACACUCCAAAUGUAUGAGGAGAGAUUAGGUGGUGAAUUCUCCAUCCCUCACUUCCAGGCUGUGAAAGCUAAAGCCUGCACCGUGGGAUCAGGGGCUUCAGGAGCAAUGAGAGUGUGGAAUGCAGCCUGGGUCCAGAGCCAAGAAGUCAGGCAGCGUCUUAAGGAGAUGCAGAAGAAGAAAAAAAACAUAGAUAAGAACCAGAUCCAACAGACCACAGCUGCAAACCCUCCAGGGGACUAUGGAAAAAUGGAGAAAGAGGAGAAACGCAGUGUGAUAGCAGAAGCAGAACAGUCCUUGGCCCCACAGCUUAGCACCAGUGCUGCAUACCUCAACCACCGUGACUUCAAAGAGAGCAAAGACAAAGAUUCCAAAGCACUGCAGUUACCCGAAAGACCCGAUAAAAUUGGGGAAAACAUACUCGAUUUCCCACAAGUCAGUAACUGCCACCAAGAAAGCAAGUUGAGGCCAAGAGAGCACCACAGUGAAACAGAUCUAAGAAAUGUAAGCUCAACAAAAGGCGGCGAGGAGCUUCCAUUGCACCAACCUUUGAGUCGGUCCCUAAGCGAGGGCUCACAUGUGAGCCCUCAUUUGACAAGCAGCCCUGGUUUUUCACCUUUAAGUGUGAGUCACAAGCACUGUCAUAGUAAGACACAGUCACUGGAACAAUAUCAGCAGCCCAUCCAAAAUGUGCCUUUUUCCCAUAACAAGAGACUUUGGCCAGGAAACCUGAUCAGAAAAUCAGAAAGAGACCGUAAUGAAGGGAAGGGUGAAGGAUAUAUAGACUCCACCCGGAGCCCUGAAGAUGUCAGGACUCCAGAGACAUUACUCACACCAACAGAAAUCAACGGCAGCAAUGUUUUGAAAGUACAGAGAAUCAUGGAGGAGCUACUGUCCACAGAGAGGGAGUAUGUGAACGCUCUGGGCUACAUUCGAGAGCACUACUUUCCUGAGCUGGAGAGGUCAGAUGUCCCUCAGGACCUCAGGGGCCAGAGGGGGAGCAUCUUUGGUAACUUAGAAAAACUCCAUGACUUCCACCGACAUUAUUUCCUGAAUGAGUUGGAGAGCUGUGUGAAUGAACCCUUCAGAAUAGGACGCUGCUUUCUACGUCAUAGAGAAAACUUUGCUCUGUACGCCCUUUACAGCAAGAACAAACCACAGUCUGACAGUCUUCUCAUCAAUCAUGGACAGGCUUUUUUCAAGCAAAAGCAGCUGAAGCUGGGUGAUAGAAUGGACUUAUGGUCGUACCUGUUGAAGCCUGUACAGCGCAUUAGUAAAUACAGCUUGCUGCUGCAGGACAUGGUGAGGGAGUGUGAUCCGGGACAAAUGCGAGAGAUUGCUGAACUUAAAGCAGCCCUUGAGGUCAUCCACUUCCAGCUUCGCCAUGGCAACAACUUGCUGGCGAUGGAUGCCAUUCACCACUGUGACGUUAAUCUAAAGGAACAAGGACAGCUGAUUCGCCAGGAUGAGUUCUUGGUAACCUUCAGGAAGAAAAAAUGUUUCCGCCACAUUUUUCUUUUUCAUGAACUCGUUCUCUUUAGCAAGACCAGGAAGACUGAUGUAGGAAAUGACACAUACAUCUACAAACAGUCAUUCAAGACCUCUGACAUAGGAAUGACCCAAAACACAGGUGACAGUGGCUUAUGUUUCGAGAUCUGGUUCAGAAAGAGGAAAAGCCAGGACACAUACACACUGCAAGCAGUCAACCAUGAAGUGAAGGAGGCCUGGACUAGGGACCUGGAACGGAUACUCUGGGAACAGGCUAUACACAACAGAGAGGUCCGUUUGCAGGAGAGAGUGUUUUUAGGUAUUGGAAACAAGCCUUUUAUGGACAUUCAGCCCAGCGAGGCAGCGAUCAAUGAUCGAGCCAUCAACUGUGUACUGAUGGGGAGAGAGAACAGGGGCCUGUUCUCUGUGGGAUCAUGUGUAUCACAGGACGAGCUUCCAGGAGUGCGGCCAAAGUCAGCUGGUUCAAGGAGCAGCUCUUCUUCCUCCUCUUCCUCUGGACGGGGCUCCCUCUCUCCCGUGGGGUACUUGUGUGGGCCAAAGCAGAGGGUGACUGCAGGGGGCCUUGGAGGAUAUGCAUCACCCCCUGGAGGCCUGGAGGAGGAUGAUCUGGACCAUGAGAGUGAAAGCCAAAAUUUACUGUUGGACAGCUCGGAGUCGUCGGGAGAGAGUAUCAGUGGAUUCAGCAGUUCCAGUCAGAGCUACCACUCUGCUAUUGGAGGAGAGGUGGAGGAAAACUCCCCCGUAAUCACUGUUAAGGAGUCAGUGGUUGCUCAGCCAACUGAGGCUUCCAGCAUUCUUGCAGGAUCCACAAAGAAAACACAACCACCAGUUGCGCCCAAGCCUAAGUCCAAGCACAAACCAAAAGAUCAGAGCAAGAAUCUGCCCAGCGGCAAGGUACAGAGCAGUGGUGUUGGAAAGUCCACUGAUGUUUGAGCUCUGAGAUAUGUAUAAGAUCUCUCAACCACCCAUAAUAAGAGUCAGACAUCAGAUUAUUCCAGCUGUUACUGUAAUCUAUUACAACUCUGUAAAUAAAGCUUCUUUUAAUAUCACCACUAAAACCACAGGCCAACAAAUCAUCUGUGUAUUGUAUUCUCAGCAUAAACAGUGAUAAAUGUAGUUUUGUAAUUUUGAAAUGCAUACCUGAUGUGGCUUUUUUUGCACUACAUAUCCGUUUAGUUUUAUAUCUCAAGUGAGGGCUCAUAAAGUUAGUCUUUUUGUCUGUGUGUACGUGCUCUUCAUAAUACAACGUGACCUUAUUCUGUACUUUUGAAAAUGUGGAUUUUGUCAUUGUAUGAGUGAUUAAAUAAAAAGGUAACAUAAUGCCAUCUUUUAUAAAUUUAUGGCCAAUUGUUGUACAAAUGACUGAAAGCUAACUGCAUUCUUAACACAAGUCAUUUCCUCUGGAAACAAAUCAUUCACUUUGUCUUUUAACAUUUUUGCAUAACUUACCAUGUUAUUGGUCUGAUGAUAUUGUCAUAUGGCUUUCAUA